AACACUUUAAGAAUUGUGAUUGUUUAACCCGGUGCCUUUUCUUGUUUGAUUUACGAUUAAAGACAUUUAUAUAUAGUUGAUUUAAAAUCUGGGAUUUAACUUUUCGCAUUAUGUUUACUCGACAAAUAUUUCAUUUGAUUUUAAGAGGAAAUUCAAAUUCGAUUAUGACUAUAUCCGUGUGAUUUCAAUUAAAGCACUUUGUCUGUUUGUGAAAAGAUACUGUCUAUUUCAAUGACUUACUGAAGGAUAUUACAAUUCCAUUAAAGCAGCGUAUUUAAACUUUCUUGUAUGUUUAAAUAGCCGCUUUUAAAUUACAGGUGAUAUGGGCCAUUUAUGUAAAUUAGGAAUAAACUGAAGUAAUUUUCGGGGAUUUAAUUGAAAAAUUCUUUCGUAUCUGUGGUGUUAACCAAAUAAAUAUGAAUCUAUAAAAUAUAAAUUGUUCCAGCUUGUAGUUGUUGUGUAGAUUUUACCAAACUGGCUGAUGAAAAGUGUGAAUUAUGGAUCUAUCUCGGACAGAACUUUACAGGGCCAUAAAGAGCCCAAAUAUUUCUAGCAAUGCGUUAUGGAAUAUGUGUAACGAUUUCGUUAAUUCUAAAAAGAAUAUAAAUGUUGCCGACAAUGUAACUGGGGAGAAUUUCCUGCACGUGCUAGCUGGGCACGGAGAUCAGCUGACUAAACCACAGGGAGUAAAGGUAUUAUAUUUACUUGGAAGCAGCGGAAUACAUCUAGACACAAGAGAUCGUUUAGGAGAAACUUGUUUGCACAAGGCAGUGAGAGUUCCUGGUUCUUACAGAAUUGUCGAGGCCCUUAUGAGAUGUGGCGUGGAUCCAUUAAUACGGAACGAUGCUGGGCAGACAGCAGAGGAGGUUCUCAAGUCGGAGAGACCAGAACACUGGAAACAUACCUUGCACUGGCUCAGCAAAUAUACUCCAGGUUUAUACCAUACCCUCAAUGAAAGGGACGUGGAUACGAAACAAGUAGAGCGUUUAUUGAAGGGAUGGUGUCGCACGCGGCUGCCGCGACCAGACGGACAGGAAGUUGAUCUGGUCAAGGUCGUUGAGACAGCAGACGACAUUCAAACUCUUCUAGAGAAAUACAGUCACACUAACGAGUUUGCAGUUGCCAUGUUAGCUGGAAAAUCAUUCCAUAUAGAAGACGGUACUAAAGAACAUAUAGACAUUGAAACGAAAGAUCACAUGCACGAAGGAGAUGGUCCACGUGCACAGAGAGUUCCAAAACCUAUCUUAAUGGCAGCAUGGGAGGCCCACAUAGAAACGUCUGUGGAAACCAUACUAAACUUGGGUGCAAGCACAACUACGCUUUUCUCAAAGUCCGGAUCACGGACGGAGGCAGAACCAUUAUUUUUUCAUCUCAUUACAAACGAUGAUAAGCCCCCAGAUUCCAUCAUACACAAGAUCCUCAUAGUGUCAAACAUGUCGUUCAGGAACCAGCGUGGUCAAACUUUAUUGUUCAAAGCAAUUCAUAAUGAUUUCUCCCGUCAGUUUAUCAAAGCGUUGUUCAAAUACGGCGUUGACGUCGCCGCUAGAGAUGACAGGGGGCGAACGGCAAGAGAUUAUGCCGAACAACUUAAGAAAACGAAAUAUUUCACGGAAAUUGACGAACAUGUGAUAGAUAUCGUGAAAACAUGUGACAAAGCAAGAUUAGAACAAUUAGUGUUAGAAGGUUAUGAUCAUAUCCUAGACAUCACAGACAACAAGGGAAUCAACGUCGUAAACGUGUUGAAGCGUCAUUUUACACCGAAUGAUAAUAAAGAUGAAGUUCUGAAGUUAAUGGAGAAGUUGCGAGCCAUUCAGCACCAUUUAACGCUGAUGUUUAGAGCGACCGAUACGGGCGGCACGGAGGAAAUGCGACGACUUGCAAGCCGGAAGUUCGCAUCUGCACGUGACAAGUGUGGGCGUACCAUACUCCACAAAGCAAUACUCAACAAGAAAAAGGAUAUGAUAAAGCUCAUAGUUCAGAAUUAUAAAUAUAUCAUAGAUGCCAGGGACAAUCUUGGGAGAUGUGCCUUACAUUACGCAUAUCUGGUAACAGAACGCACGAGCCUUGUCAAUUAUCUUCUGCUGCACGGGGCUAACCCACACAUUGCCGACUGGGCUGGGCGGUGUCCGGGACAGUACCAUAUAGAGAGCUGUGGGCGGGACGAGUAUGUGAGACUACAGAGGGCACUGAAUGGGUUCACUAUGGACGUAUAUCUAGCGGAGACAAACUUUGAACAGUCGCUUCUCAAAGCUGUAAAAAAAGGCGAUCUGCUUGGAGUAGAAGACCUGGUUGUCGGUCUUGUUGACAAGGGCGAUAUCAACCGCUACGCCAACAUUCUCUUUCACUGUGUAGAUACAGGUAGACAGCAUAUUGCCGUGUAUCUUAUACAACAAGGCAUGCGCACAGAUAUUUAUAAACAGUACGAAAAUUGCAAUGCACGUGAUUCUGCAUGUUCAACAUACACGUGCGAUCAUGAUCUUACCUCGCUGUACACACGUGCAAAACAGCUAAAGUGCUACGACGUUCUAAGAGCGAUUGAUCAUCUGUCACUGCAUAAGUCUUCAGGCGAAAUGGAUGGGCGGCCAUCAAUAACGAAACCGUCAACUAUGGAUCAGCUCUCACUGCUCGGACUUGUAUAAGAAAUAGCAACAUUCCUAUUAAGUCAAAAAUCAACUGAGACAGAACAGAUGUGAUCAGAGAAGAACCAUGAAUACUAAACCAAAGUCCCAUUGCAACAAAAUGGAUGCAAUGGAGUACCUCUACUACUGCAAAUGUGUUCCCUGACAAAACUAGAACAAGAGAUUGUGUUGUUUUUCUGUUCAAAACGUCCAAUGAUUUAACCAUUUUCAAGAAAUAUCCAUUUAAAGAAUUUUCAUUUUCUGUUCAAAACGCAAUGGCCCGAUGUAUAUGGCACAGCAGUAACUGAACAGCAGAGAAACAGCCAUUAAAACUUAUAUAUUGCUGAGUGCAAAUAAAACAGACAUUUGCUACUGCUUUGCUAGGCUCAGUUAGUGAUAGCCAUUUUCGAAGUUUUCCAUUUCACUGUACAUGUAUUUAAUCUACACUGAUUUGUUUCCUGUAUUUAUCUAUUUAUUAAUAAAAUCGUAUGUUUCA
This is a messenger RNA of Mercenaria mercenaria, 3114 nucleotides long. RefSeq lists its product as uncharacterized. Bases 498 to 2639 code for a protein of 713 amino acids. NCBI's taxonomy places the organism in Eukaryota, Metazoa, Mollusca, Bivalvia, Venerida, Veneridae. Gene Ontology annotation, molecular function: protein binding. The record is from RefSeq and is a predicted model, not a curated record. The transcript is spliced from 11 exons.